Messenger RNA from Ochlerotatus camptorhynchus, 651 nucleotides. RefSeq lists its product as uncharacterized. The transcript has a single exon. The coding region runs from base 1 to 651 and encodes 216 amino acids. NCBI's taxonomy places the organism in Eukaryota, Metazoa, Arthropoda, Insecta, Diptera, Culicidae. The record is from RefSeq and is a predicted model, not a curated record.
AUGAGUCAGCGGUUACAGGUUGCUCGAAAUCGGGUGGAUAUUUCGGUAGCCGGGAUUGGUCAAGCGGCUACAAGGUUUCGGCAAAGGAUUCGAGCGGUACUGCGGUCACGAGUUUCUGACUUCUCUCGUGAAUUGAACUAUCUGGUUCUUCCAAAAGUUACGGUAAAUCUUCCAACAGCCACCGUCAAUACGGAUACGUGGACUCUACCAAGUGGGAUUCAACUGGCGGAUCCUACAUUCUUCGAACCGACCGUAGUGGAUCUCGUGCUAGGUAUCGAAUGCUUUUUCGACUUUUUCGAAAUCGGACGGAGAAUUUCCCUGGGGGAACAUCUUCCAACCCUAAACGAAUCCGUGUUUGGAUGGAUAAUUAGUGGUGGCAGUUCAGAACCAAAUCGCUCUCUGCAUAUCAGUUGCAACAUAUCAUCACUAGUUGGCCUGGAUGAGUUAAUUUCUCGCUUCUGGUUCUGCGAGGAGGUUGAGUCAGGCAAGGUUAUCUCGCUAGAAGAAAAACAGUGUGAAGAUUAUUAUGUCAACACGGUUCAACGAGGUUCGGAUGGUGGGUACACCGUCUCACUGCCGAAGGUUGAAGAUGCCAUUUCACUGUUGGGCGAGUCUCAGGACAUCGCAUACCGGCGUCUCCAAGGAACGUAA